AUGUACUUCAAAGCGGCCACCUCGAUGCUCAUGAUGAGUCUGGCUUUGACACCCACUAUGAUCAAUUGCGAACCAGUGCGUGCACUAGUUUACCGCGGUCCUACCGCCUGCGAUGGAUGUCCCGAGUCACUCCGUGAUCUUCUUGUAGCCACAAUCCCCAAUAUCAAAGUGGAAUUCGCAGGUCCGAAGGAAAAGGUCAAGAUCAACGCCAAAAGUCUCAAGGGUGUUAAUAUCUUGGCUCAGCCUGGCGGUCCAGAUCUCGACGCAGCGUGGCGAGAAGCGAGACCUUACGCAUCUGACGUUCGUACCUGGGUUGCUAAUGGUGGUCGAUACUUGGGAGUCUGCUUAGGAGCAUUCCUCGCAGGACAUGAUUCUGGCUUUGGUUUAAUUCCUAAAGGAGACAGAAUUCAGCAAGAAAUUACUCGACCAAAUCCACCAAUCGACGAUGGGUCCGACAUCGUUACUCAAAUCGACUGGACUUUUCAAACUGGUCGGAAAAAGGGAAAGACUGAGCGACACUGGGCGUACUUUCAAGAUGGUACCACGUUCAUCAGAUCUUCCAAUUCCCCGGCUAAAGUGCUUGGGAAGUAUGUCUCUAAUGGAGAUGUUGCCUCGGUGCUUAAUUCCUAUGGUAAAGGCUGGGUUGCGAAUAUUGGAGUGCAUCCUGAGGCAGAUCAAAGUUGGUACGAUGAUGCUGGGAUCACAAACCCAGAAGGUGUCCAGACUGAAAUCGGCCACGAUAUUGUCAAUGCUUUGAUGGCGGCUGGCUCGGUGCGUAAAGCUACAGCAUACUGA
Messenger RNA from Ramularia collo-cygni, 795 nucleotides. RefSeq lists its product as uncharacterized. The record is from RefSeq and is a predicted model, not a curated record. The coding region runs from base 1 to 795 and encodes 264 amino acids. Lineage: Eukaryota; Fungi; Ascomycota; Dothideomycetes; Mycosphaerellales; Mycosphaerellaceae. The transcript has 3 exons.